ACAGCCGCGGAGCGAGUGGCUCCGCCAGCUCAGCCGUUUGCCUCUGGCUGACGCGGUCUCGGCUUUGCAGGAUGGCCCCGCAGAGCGACCGCUCGCCGGGCGAAGGGCAGCCCUAUUUCGGUGGUGCUGACGACCCUCCCUCAGCCGCCGGCGGUAGCGGCUCCGCAGGCAGCCGAGGCGGCUCCCCAGCCCGCACCGCCCUGGCCCCGCGGGAGACGUCUGCGGCCCGCAGAAAGGGGAAGGGGCGGCGGGGCCGUGGCAAGGCGUGGAGCGAGGGUCUGCUGAGCAAGCAGAAGAGGAGUCGGCGGAUGAAGGCUAACGAUCGGGAGCGGAACCGCAUGCAUCACCUCAACUCCGCCCUGGAUGCGCUCCGCAGCGUCCUGCCCACCUUCCCCGACGACGCCAAGCUCACCAAGAUCGAGACGCUCCGCUUCGCGCACAACUAUAUCUGGGCACUCACCCAGAGCCUCCGACUGGCAGAGCAGGGCCUGCCCGAGCCCCCCUCUCAGCCGCCGCCGCCCCCCGCAGUCGCCGCCUCUCCGGGGCCAUGGGACUCGCCUUGCCCCGUCGCUCCGCCGCCCGCUGCCCUGCGCCGCGGCCCUGCCGCCUUCCCUGCUUUCCUCUGAGCCCGCCGCCCGGCUUCUUGCGCCCCACUUUUGGCCUUCAGGUAGCCGGUGGGGCAGAGAGGGACCACACCCUGCGCUGAGCGCCGGGUGCCCCGCGCCCCGUCCCGUCCCGCUUGGCUGGAGCGCAGCGGGGGCGAACGGGCAAAACCAAAUCACGGUUUUGUACUCGGAAACGGUAAAUUAUAUUAAUUUGUCGCUAACGGUAUUUAUUGAUUAUAUUUCGUAACAAAUAUAUAUUUUGUACAUAAGAGUAUUUUUGGCAGCGGU
Molecule: messenger RNA, 893 nt
Organism: Pogoniulus pusillus (Red-fronted tinkerbird)
Lineage: Eukaryota; Metazoa; Chordata; Aves; Piciformes; Lybiidae
Gene: NEUROG3
Product: neurogenin 3
Exons: 1
Coding region: 72-626 (184 amino acids)
Biological process (GO): positive regulation of transcription by RNA polymerase II; sensory organ development; axon development
Cellular component (GO): nucleus
Molecular function (GO): DNA-binding transcription factor activity, RNA polymerase II-specific; protein dimerization activity; E-box binding
Source: RefSeq, a predicted model, not a curated record